AUGGGCCUGCUCGAAUACCUCAGCGGAGGGGCGCGCCCCGCCGCCGCAAGCGACGAUAACGCACCGACUUCUUCUUCUCUUGACAGCGACAGCGACAGCACCAUGACUUCUUCCUUUGAUAGCGUCACCCAAUAUCUUGAGGAUCGCGACGACCCGACCAUACAGCAGCAUUCCCCACUGCUCAACCUCCCCCGCGAAGUCCUCCAACAAGUCCUUUCCGCGUACGGCGCGACUGCUACACACUGCGUGCACGAUGAUGAUCUGUUGUGGGCGGCUCUCUUGCGGGAGCAACUCCCGCCAGAGUCGUCGCACGACGUGCCCUCUGGCUCCGGCUCCCCGUACCCAGCGCCGACGUAUAGAGAACUCUACAUCUCCCACCACCCCUACUGGUUCGUGCCCCGCCGCAAAAUCUGGGUCAGCGACGACCCCUACAUGGGCAAAGUCAUGAUCGCGCGCUUCGAUCCCCGUCGCGGGUGUAUCGAGGGGUACCGGCUGAUCGCGGAGCGCGGGGCCGGGAAGACGAUGGCUUGGAGACGGAACUUGGGUGUUAGGAUAGAUACGUUCCGGCCGAGGGUGCGGCUGUGGCUGGACGAUCCGGUGUUGAAGUUGCCGUAUGCUCAGUAUGAUGAGGGGAGGAGCAGUGUGGGGAUGCAGAGGCAGGGGUGGUGGGAGGGGGAGAUGAAGAUGAGUGUGGGGAGGCCGGGACAUAACACGAGUGCGAGUUUCUUUUUGGCGAGGGAUGUUAAGGUGGAUGGGUAUUCGGGGAUGGAGGUGUGGCCGCCGCGGACGAUUCCGGGGAUGAAGAGGGUCAGGGCGGGGAGUAGUGGGAAUGGGUUUAGGGGGAAGGAGCACAGGCCGCAGCGGUACGAGGAGAUCAGUCAGACGAGUUUUAGGAUGAGGCAUUGGGUGCAAUUUGCGGCGGGGCGGACGAGGUUUGGGGUCAGGAUGGAGGAGGAGGUUAGUACGUGGAGUACGCUGGAUGAGGGGUUGUAUAGGCCGAGUAAGGAGAAGCCGUAUCAGGGGAUCUUUGUGGGGGAUUAUGCGGGUCAUGGGUGUGAGUUUCUGUUGGUGAUGCAGACGGAGCGGGCGCCGAGGCCGCCGGAGAGGAGAGGGAUUAGUAUUCUGGGGGAGAGGGGUCUGUGGGAAGGUGAUGUGGAGGGAUAUUUAGAUGAGGAGUCGGGGCUGGCGGCUGGGACGACGGCGUUGACGGCGCUAGAGGAGACGGAGGUCCUUUCGAAGGAGGCUGUCAAGUUGACGGGUGAUCCAAAUGUGCCGAGAGGCGAGCAUACGUUUAUUUCGGAUGAUAUUGGGCAGAAAGGCUUUGUGAGAAUCGCUACAGAGGAGCCGUUCAGGGGAGCGAGAGUUGUUAGGUCGAGGGGGCAUGUUGCGGCGCGGGGGUUUGUGCAUGAUGAGUUCAUACCUUCACAACUUUUCAUGAUCAACCAUGAUCGGCUGGCGCAGUAUUGGCUACCGUUUGGACAUAUUUCGUACUAUCAGCGGGUCGAUAUUGAUGAGGUCGUUGAUCAAGCGUUUCAUGGGUCGAGAGCGGCUGGGUUUGAGGAGGACUAUGAGAUGAAGGUCUGA
Messenger RNA from Cyphellophora attinorum, 1584 nucleotides. RefSeq lists its product as uncharacterized. Lineage: Eukaryota; Fungi; Ascomycota; Eurotiomycetes; Chaetothyriales; Cyphellophoraceae. The transcript has 4 exons. Bases 1 to 1584 code for a protein of 527 amino acids. The record is from RefSeq and is a predicted model, not a curated record.